AUGUACACCCCGCAGGCAAGGAGAAGUCGCACGAGCGUCGUCAUCCUGGUGGUCCUUGCGAUGGUCUGCCUCUACCUCAUUCUACAGCUGACCAGUUCGUCUCUUCGGACCAUCAUGGGAUUCGCGCCAGAACAAGCCCCAUCAUAUCACAAUUACACGUCGUCAUUCUCAUUUGAUCUGGACCGAUCGGUCAAUCCUGAAUGGAUGGCGAGCAUUCCGGACCAGACCAGCCUGGCCGACCUGUCAAUACCUGGGACACACGACACGGAGACCUUCGACCUGGUCAACAACACGGUAUACCAGUGUCAAAACCAUGACCUGAAGACACAGCUUAGGGCAGGGCUGCGGUAUUUCGACAUCAGAGGGCGUCUGGUGAUCGAUGAGACGACCGGCGGGGAGGAGGCGGCACCUGUGAUUGGCAUAUUCCACGCGCAGGUGUACACGGGCUACACGCUGGAGGACGUAUUGCUCACGCUCUAUGACUUCCUGGACCAGCAUCCGACAGAAGGCAUUAUCAUGAGACUAAAGCAAGAAGGACCGCCAGUGCGCAGGAGGGCCGAGGGAAUCUUCGAGGACGACGAAGAAGCCGACACCACGGCGUAUAACACCACGUUUGAGGAGGCUUUUAACUAUUACCGCCUCGGGAACUCACGGACCGAGCCGGGGAGCACGGAGCAUCUGCUACUUCCCUGGCCCAGCUCGUCGACGCCGACCAAGCCCCUGCUGCCGAUCAUGGAGCAGCUGCGCGGCCGGAUCAUCGUCCUGCAAGAAUUCCCGUCCGUCUCGGGGAGCUACGGCGUGCCGUGGACGUCACCGCACAUCAGCCUCGAGGAUCUGUGGAUCAUAGUAGAUCGCGGCCACCUCGAGGACAAGUGGGAGGCGAUCCGGGCGAACCUGGAGGCGGCGGCCGCGAGCCCGCCCGGCUCGGACGUGCUGUUCCUCAGCCACCUCAGCGCAAGCGUCGGGGUCACGCCCAUCGAGGCGGCGGCGGGGCCGCUCGAGGCUGUGAACGGCUCGAUGAUUGUGGGUAUGAAUGAUCGGACGGCCCGUUUCAUUGAGAAGAGUGGCAAGGUGGGCCAGCAGGGGAAGACUGGGGUUAUUAUGGGAGACUUCCCGGGCCAGAGGCUGGUGGAUGCCAUAUUGGCGAGAAACCUGUGGUUGACGGGUUGA
This is a messenger RNA of Diaporthe amygdali, 1170 nucleotides long. RefSeq lists its product as uncharacterized. Gene Ontology annotation, molecular function: phosphoric diester hydrolase activity. The transcript has a single exon. Gene Ontology annotation, biological process: lipid metabolic process. The record is from RefSeq and is a predicted model, not a curated record. NCBI's taxonomy places the organism in Eukaryota, Fungi, Ascomycota, Sordariomycetes, Diaporthales, Diaporthaceae. Bases 1 to 1170 code for a protein of 389 amino acids.